Molecule: messenger RNA, 2010 nt
Organism: Geodia barretti
Lineage: Eukaryota; Metazoa; Porifera; Demospongiae; Tetractinellida; Geodiidae
Source: the annotation of a GenBank genome assembly
GUAGUCAAGCCAAAGUCAGAGUUCAUGAAUACAGCCUUACAAGGGGCACAUUGCAUAAAAAGAUACAUCAACAGUUGCAGAUAGCUAAUGUCGCAGUUCUCAAUUGUGUCAGUAGACAAUCUACAGUCAGAGCAGGGAGGGAGUUGCAUAGAGUAAGAGAAUGUGCUCAGAUAUACAUAUAGGACUAAGGUGUAGGCCAUCGUGUGGUUGGAUCUAGCUACGCAUGCGCAUUGCUUCUCACAUCAAAUCAGGGCAGGCAACCCUAAUGUGGCGCCAGUGGAAAAAGACCAGGAGAGCAACAUUCGCUGGUUGCGUCGCCACCAUUGCCGGUGCAAAAUAUGUAUCCUGUAAAAAGGAGAGCAAAGUACGACUAAAACCUCUCUCUGGAGGUCGUAGCGUGGCAGUGAUAGGGGCCGGAGUUGGCGGAUGCAGCUCCGCGUAUUUCCUUCGCCGGCUCUGCGGCGACGGUCUCGAUCUGCACGUCUUCGAGAAGGCCGUGGUCGGAGGACGGACUGAUGUGAUCGAGUUUGACGGGCACAAGUACGAGAGCGGAGGAGCCGUGAUGCACAGCAGCAACAAAUACCUCGCCGACUUCGCGGAACAAUUCGGGCUGCCUACUCUUCAGGCGAAAGACGUUCCUUCCACACCCGGGGCAGUUUUCAACGGGAAGAAGUUCAUCCUGACGCUGGGUACAUGUGGCAUUUGCACAGACCUGAAGCUCCUGUUCCGUUACGGACUGAGCACCGUCCUGUUUCAACUCUACCUCCGCUCGGAACUGAAGCAAUUCUCAACUGUCUAUCAGCUGCAGUCAAAUGGAGAGGCAUUCUCCAGUGUCCCCGAGCUUCUCAGUGCAAUGGGAGGAGAGGAAUUCGUCCAACAGACUCAAUUCACAGCCCAAGAUUACUUUGUUGGGAAGCUCGGCUGGUCGCAGAAAAUGAUCAAUGAAAUAUUUGUUGCCGGUCUGCGGGUUAAUUAUGGCCAGGAUUCCACAGUUGAUGCCUUUACUACAAUGGUCUCCAUGGCAGGGGCAGAGAGUGGCAGUCUGUGGAACGUGGUCGGGGGGAAUAAACAGAUACCGGAGAGGGCACUCCAGUGGUCAAAAGCCACCUUCCACCAUUCAGAGGUCCUGAACAUAACUCGAGUCGACAAGGGGGAUAGCUCGCCUCCUAAGUACAGAGUUUCCUACCAGGAUGUAGGGUCAUCUUCCGCUAAGUCGGAGGAGUUUGACGCCGUGAUAUUUGCUAACCCGCUCCCGCUUUCACACGUUAGCUUCACUGGAUUCCUCGAGCCCGUGUACACUCCUAUAUCAACCUCUCCUUACCACCGCACAGUGGCAACGUUUGUCAAGGGCGAACUGAACCCGGCAUUUUUCGGUCUCGAUAGCUACGGUAAGGACUUUCCUUUUGACAUAAUGACAACAGCUGCAGUCCCAGAGGAAAUCUCCUUCCCCCUCUGCUCGAUUGGUUUACAGAUUCCAUCUGAGGCUACGGCUGAGAUGGUCAAGCAGUACUUGACACCAGUUAAUGAAAAACCUGAAAGAGUCUGGAAGCUGUUCUCCACACGUCCAUUGACGCACGAGGAACUUGAUCGACUGUUCUUGAAGCGAGGUGAAGUUGUGGCCGUCGACUGGAGAGCUUACCCUCAGUACAGUCCUCCCGAGCAAUUUCCAAAGUUUGUGCUGGAUGAUGGCGUCUUCUACGUCAAUGCUAUUGAGCUGGCUGCCAGUGCCAUGGAGAUGUCUGCUGUGGGAGCCAUGAACUGCUCUCUCCUGACCUGGAAGCAUCUCUCUCAACUUUGAUCAUCAAUGUUGAGUAUAGAGAUUCAGUAGUGAUACAUACAAGUAUUAUAGUGAUUGAUUCUCCCCCUUCUCCACUGGCCAGAAACAAUGCCAACUUGCCUGCACUCGUACUCGAAUACAGAGGAAUAGACACCUUAGUGCAAGUCUUUAAUGUUUGGUGUCAUUGUGGUGGUGUAGUGUUUUUGACAAUUAUAAGCGCAUGAGUAUAUACC